AGUGGAUCAUAAUCGAUAAAACUAGAUAAAGCUAAAAACCACUAGCAUUCUGCCACAUGGCAGAUAGAAUCCUACCAGUGCACACCUCCUAUUAUGGCCACACUAUAUCCACAAGCUCCUCACUCGAAACUCAAACAGGUCUUCUCAUUUUCUUAGCCUUUUCCAACCAAAACACCAAAAAAAGAAAAGAAAAGAAAAGGCUGUCAACCAAAAAAGAUGGCCGCAACAACAGCAACAGCCGCUCUAUCCAGUACUACCAUGAUGAACACCUCCUUUGUUAGGAGACAGCCAACGACGACCUCCCUAAGGGCGGUUCCGAACGUGGGACAGGCCCUUUUCGGUGGCCAGAAGGCGAGCCGCGGAGGGCGUGUGACAGCCAUGGCGUACAAAGUCAAGCUCCUUACACCAGACGGGGAGUCUGAAAUCCAGUGCCCGGGCGAUGAGUACGUGCUGGACCAGGCGGAGGAGGCAGGCGUAGACUUGCCAUACUCGUGCCGUGCAGGCGCCUGCUCCUCAUGCAUUGGAAAGGUGGUGGAAGGUAAAGUGGACCAGUCAGACAACAGCUUCCUCGAUGAUGAACAAAUGGCUGAGGGUUGGGUUCUCACAUGUGUUGCUUACCCUCUCUCUGAUGUUGUCAUUCAGACUCACAAGGAAGAAGAGUUUGCUGCUUAAAACUGCAACGCUACCACUCUUCAUUCUCUUGGUUAUAAUUAAGCUAUCCUUCAAUUCAUUUUCAAUUAUUACUACUUUUUUUGGGGCAACAAAAGGAUUGGGAGGUGGAUCUUUUUAUUACAAUAUAUCAACUUGUUGAGUCUUAAUCGGCUGCAACACCACUUGUAGUGUUAAUUUGUUGUUAUUUUCGGCUUUAGUAGUGAAACUUCUCAUUUUGAAUGUAGUUCUAAUUAAUUGUCUA
Humulus lupulus (European hop) is the source of this 913-nucleotide messenger RNA. RefSeq names its product ferredoxin-like. The record is from RefSeq and is a predicted model, not a curated record. The coding region runs from base 217 to 672 and encodes 151 amino acids. Gene Ontology annotation, molecular function: 2 iron, 2 sulfur cluster binding; electron transfer activity. Gene Ontology annotation, cellular component: chloroplast. Lineage: Eukaryota; Viridiplantae; Streptophyta; Magnoliopsida; Rosales; Cannabaceae. The transcript has a single exon. Gene Ontology annotation, biological process: electron transport chain.